Molecule: messenger RNA, 12391 nt
Organism: Mus caroli (Ryukyu mouse)
Lineage: Eukaryota; Metazoa; Chordata; Mammalia; Rodentia; Muridae
Source: RefSeq, a predicted model, not a curated record
AAAAAUCUGAAAUGACUUUUCCUUUAGUAAGUUUGGAAGACUGGCUGGGAAGAUGGCUCAGUGGAUGAGAGCACUUGGCACGCAGUGUAACAGCCUGAGGUACUAUCCUCAGAGCUAAGGAAGGAUUGGAUUCAGUAGCACAAUGAUCGUAGCCCCAGUGAGUAUCCCCACCAGGAGCUGGGAGGCAAAGACAGGAGGUCAGAAAUUCUCAGGCCAGCAAGUCUCACACAGACAGCAGUGAAGAAUAAGGGACCCCAUUUCAAGCUCUGACCUGCACAUGUGUUCUGUGGUACCCAUGGACCCCUAUUCACAACACGAACACAUAUGAUAUGCAUACAUCAUACACAAACUGCACUUAGAAGAGAUGCUGUUACUAGCAUUAAGUAUAAAGUGUAAACAGUUCAUAGAUGUAGUCUCAAGACAUUAGGUUACACAGUUGUUUUAGUAAAAGAAAUUUGAAAUCCUCCAAGGAGCAAAUGUGUUUUACAGAAAAAAAUAGAAGCAUAAAAAUAAUUUCAUUUACUAUAGCUAUGGCUGUCUGUAGGUUUAUUUUGUAACAAUAAAGAUUCUUUCCAUGUUAGAGUUAUGCUUGGGUUGUUUUGAGAGUGAUGAAGGGAGUAAUGAAACUUCAUUGGAGAGUAAUAAAACUGUGUCUAAACCAUGUGUUGUUUAAGCCGGAUGUUGUGCUAUAUGCCUUUAGUCCCAGCACCCAGGAGUCAGAAACCAGUGGAGCUCUGUGGGUUCAAAGCCAGCCUGUUCUACACAUCAAGUGCCAGGACAGCAAGUGCUACAUAGUCAGUCUCAGACUUUAAAAACACACGAAAAAGUGCGUGUGUGUGUGUGUGUGUGUGUGUGUGUGUGUGUGUGUUGAUUUCUUUACUUGGCCAUUUUAGAGAAUGCAGAAUAACAGGGAUUUUAUUUAAUUUGAUGUUUGACAUUCGAGUCUUUCUGUGUUCACUAUCAUUUAGCUGAGUCUAAAUUUAGUGUUGAAAGGAUUCUCAACCAGGAAAGACUUUCAGUGGCUACACAACCACUGUGUCCUGCAUUCCUAUUACUUUUUUUCCUCUUUGUUUGCUUGCUUAGUGAUUUGAGAAAAGUCUCACUGCAUAGCCCUGGCUGUCCUGGAACUCACUAUGUAGACCAAGCUGGCCUCAGACUCAUAGAGAUCCAUCUGCCUCAGCCUCCUUUCUACUGGCAUUAAAGGUACCACCAAGCCUGACUGUGUUCCUAUUUCCUAAGUAAGUAUCUGAUACCUAAGAGAACAUACUAAGCUGAAAACCUCCUAGUCUGUGGACCCCUUCUGUGUAGAAAUAGAAAAAGUAGGCAGUUCCUGAUGAAUGAAGGGUCAACUGGCUUCUGUACUCACUGAUUUAAACUGGACCUGGAGUUUGCAAUAAUCACCAUGGGGAGGCAUUGUCCUUUAUGACCUCAGUUCUUUUGGAUUCACAAGCAAAAAAUUACAGUGCUUUAAAUAAUUUGCUCGUUUGGUAGUGUUAUACUUCUGAUAGCCAAAAAUUAUUUUUGGAAUGCAUGUUUUCUUUUUUUAAAGAUACACAUUUGGCUAUAAUCUUGUAUAUACAGCCUCAAAUAUAACAUUCAGCAAGUUAACAUUUAGAUUUCUUUUUAGACUCAAACACAUCAACAAAUAUAGGAUUCUUGAAAUCUUUUAAUACUUCUUUUGGGUGUACUUAUCUGUUCUAAACUUGGGCAUUCUGAAUUCAGUAUGGAUAUUAAUAAAACAUGUAUAAACUUUGUUUCUCAGAAAAUAAAAGAAACUGAAAAAAAAUUUACAAUGAUAAAUGGUAACAAGUGAAACUUAAAUUGAUAUUAAAGCUGUUGUUUUCCUGAUGUAGAAAUGCUCUGUACUGACACAAGAUUGGUUGACACAUGUGGAUUUCCUUUUCAUGUUUUUUCAGUUUGAUUUUUAAAAAAUCAUAUUGGAAAUUUUAGUAUUGUAAACCCAUUGAACAGGUAUUGAGUCUUAUAACUCAUUUUUUCCUUUUCUCUGUUUCUCCUUUUUUUUUUCUUCAUUUUCUUUAUUCCUCUAAUUUUAACACCUUACAUCAGACAAGACUGGCAGGCUAGGAAUGACAAAAUUAGGAUUAUUUCAGCUUUUUCUAAUGCUAAUUAUGAAGAGCAAGAAAGUAAAUAUGAGAUGAAUGAGAGAACAUCACAAGACUUUCUAGAAAAUAGUAAUAUAUAUUUGAAGGAAGUAGGGGUCAAGGAAAUGACAACCUUUUCAAAAACUGAUGAGAACCACAGCCAACAAAACCAGCCAGAGUACAGUUUCAGAAAGAUAUCGCUCAAGAGCAAGCAUGGCCAUAAGUGUGAAGCACCUACACUUUCCAGAUAUCCUCAAAAAUAUAACACAAUAGACAGGAGGAGAAAAAAAUCCUUGCAUAGCCAUUCUGAAGAUAAUGAAAGAUGGCAUUAUAAUACUAAGAGUAAUUCUAAAUGUGCAUUUCCUGAUACUGAGAAUUCUGCUCCUUACCACAUUGAAAAGAAGAAACUAAACUAUCCGAUUUUGUGCCCUUACAAAAAUGGAUUUGUGAAGAGCAGCGCCUGGAGCCCAAACUUAGAAAGCUCUGAUUAUGGUCUGCCCUAUUGUUUAAGGAACUAUGGAAAUGUAUGUGGCUCUAACCACUCUGUCACUAAUCUUACUCCACUGGAUAUUUCUGAUGACUCGACCAGCAGUACUUCUGAAGAAAUUUUAGGUUCCCCCAUUUCUGAUGAGCAGGAAAGUACGUCACCAACAUGGACCUCAUCCAAUGUCAAUCAUAUAGGAGACUUUUCUGAGGAAUAUUAUGUAGCAAAUUCAGCAUUGCCAUUACAAAGGAUGAACUGUAAUGUAAACACAGUUGGAGAUUUGUCCAGAUGCUCCAUGGAAGAUAUGACCCCUUCCUUUGUUGAGGGACCCAAAGAGAAAUAUGUUGACACAAUGGAUGAGCUUCAGUGUUUGGUGGAAACAGUGUCAGAAUAUUUAGCAGAGAAGGAAGAAGAGAUUAAUAGAUUUGGUUCUCUUUCAAAAACUAAAGAACCACGUGAACACAAUACUGCUGUUGCUAAUGCAGAACAGAAAACAUCUGAGAAUCAAACAUCGCCUUUAACUGUUACUCAGAAUGCCAACGCCAAGGCUAUCUCUUUCCCUGAGGUGAAUGGGGUAAAGUGCGCUGUUGGUUCUUUAUUCAGUUCACUAACAGAAAAGGUAGGUUCAGGCACAAAGCAUCUUACAACCUCUGUGGAAAAACUCGUUCAUUUAGUUCCAGAGAAAAAAGAAACUCAGAACCAAACAGAGACAAUUAGUUUGGGACCUAACCCCAGUGCAAACUCCAUAUUGGAGAAGGAUCUUUCUGCACAGCCUUUAUUAUCCUGUCAAACAACUGAUGAUAAGGAUGCUGUCAGACAUGGCAGAACCUCUGAGAAUGAGCACCUAGGUGAUAAGACUAAAGGGGAGAGCUUUCAGGACAGCACAGAAACUAUUAGAAAGGACUCUGCUCCACAAACUCAGAGUUCAAUUGUGAAGUCUGUUUUCAGCAUGCUGAAUCCAUUAAAGAUAUUUUCUGAGAAAGAGGAAACCAAAAGUGAAGAGCAUAGCAAGGUAUCGAGAAGGGAAAGCACUGUAGGGUGUGGUUCUGAGUCAAAUCAAAGUGAGGACCUCCUGGACAACCAGAGUAGUCUUGCUGCUCCAAAUAGAAGUAAAAGAGAAACUGCAGAUCUCCAAAUGCAAGAAAGGGAAGAUUUGCCGUCCUUACAAGUGACUGAGGAGCCUUCAAACUUAGCUAGUAGUACCAGAAAGAAAGGUGGUAUGGAGAGUCAGUUGGAAGGAAAACCUUGUGUAGAGCUUUCUCUAUCAAAAGACCAACCACAACAAAGUGCCAACGAUACUAUGGGGCAUUGUGGUGUAGCUGGCAGUACCCUUGCAAAUCAAGAAUCAUCAAAAGCAUUAGAGGAAGACAAAGUUACCAGUGAUGAGGAUUUCCUUGAGCCACUAAGAAAAUCAUUCAGUCAGUUCCUGUUUACUUCUCCUGAGAGCUGUAGAAAGGAGAUGUCAGAAUCUGUAACAAUUCUUAAGCUGGAGGAAGAUGGACAGGAAAGAGAUGCCAAGAAAGAUGGACAUUCAUUUUCAUUUAGCAGAAAACUGCAUAUUCCGUUUUUCAAUAUUCUUAGCCAUUCUGAAAAGCAUCAGGAUGUAAAAGAGAAAGGAAGCAUUUUCCCUCUGUUUAAAUUUCCUCUCACAGACAGUCAGAGCACUGUUAAUAAUCAGAGUUUUCACAGUUCAGUAGCAACCACUGAUAAAGAGGUCCAACAAAAUUGCCACAUGGAUGCCAGACUUAGUUCAGUAAAAUCUAGUUCAUUUCCAAAUAUUCAUAAUCAUCUAGAGAAACUGGGUAGUACUGAGGAAUUCAGUAAGAAUGACCAUAUAAAUUGUCCUGAAGAUGUUAAACUUAAUUCAUUAAAAUCUAGUUCAAUUUCAAAUAUUCAUAAUGAUCCAGAGAAACUUAACAGCAUAGAGGAAUUUAAUAAGAGUGACCAGACACAUUGUUCUGAAGAUGAAAAACAUAACACAAUGAGGUCUGACUCAACCUCAAGUGUUAAUAGUGAUUUCGGGAAAUGUGGGAGUCUGGCGGAAUUGAACCCAAGCAGCCAUGCAGCAGUAGAGCACUAUGAAAAAGCUGAUCCUGAUGAUGUGCUUAAAGAACAACACAUUGCUGUAGCGCUCUCAGAAGAACGUGUAAAUCUUACACAAGUGGCAUUUCCCUUGAUGUCAGACUCUUCAUUGGGGCUUAUUUCUGCCAUUUCAAAAUCCACAUUGGUUAAUGACAUUAAUGAAGACAAAGUUGAAAAUGAAACUUCUGACAAAGGAACCCAAAGAGGCUUCCUUUCUGGCAUUUUAAGCAAGUUUGCUUCUCUAGAAAACAUGCCUAGUCAACAGGAAUUCAACUUGAAAAGUGACAGUUCCCACCAUAAGAAUAAUACCUCAAGCUCAUUACUCUCUGGAAUAUUUAACUUGAUAUCAAGUAGCAGUGUGAAUGAUUAUAAUCCAGUUGAAGCAAAGUUGAUAUCUUUAGAGGAUACAAAAAAAUUGGAUGGACGUAAGCAUUUAUCUACAGAUGAAGUCCCUGCUGACUGGUGUGUGACUUCUGAGAACCUGAGGAGCCAGGUUGAAAACAAUGUAGCUUCUAGCUUUAUAAAAAACUCUUUGUCAUUAUCAAAAGAAACCAUGCCAUCAUCUGAUGGUUGGGAUAAUAAUCAUAUUUGCCCUCCUACAUGGAAAAACCAGGAGAGUGAAAGACAUUGCCCUUCUGAGAACAUACUCUGUUGUACUGAACAGGAUCCCUUAGAGAAAUCUUUGAUUAAGAGGCCAACACCAAACCAUAUUCUUGAGAUAAAACUACAUGAAAGGUCAAACAAGUUAAGUUCACCAAUACUAAAUACUAACAUUUUAAGUAAGUCAAACCAUUAUCAGGCCUUUGAUGAGGACUGUUUAGAACGGGGUACUGAUAUAAAAGAUUUCUCCAGAAACUCCAGAAGACUUCAGCCAGUUUAUCAUUUGUUGAAUCAAAAUACAUUUCCAUCAGCAGAUGCUUUCUUGUGGCCUGACUCAGAAAAUCCAGUAAUAAAUUUGUGCCAAAAAGAUCAAAAUGCAAAUAUAUUUGAGUGGGGCAUAAAUCCAAACAGUGUCAUUUCAUGUGACUUACCAUAUGACUCACUCGACCAGUUAGCAUUUAAUGAAGGUUACUUAAUAAGAGGUGAUAUGUGGGCAGCCGACUCAUGUGGAAAUUCUGGUUAUCUUCCAGUUAAUGAGACCAAGAAUUCUCUAGAAGAAUUGCCCAUUGAUUUAAGUUACUCUUCAGAUUAUGAGAAAAUUAUGUGCUCUCUUCUACAACAAGGAUCAUUAGGAAUGGAUGAAAACUUGAUCUUUUCAAGUUUCGGUUAUGAGUAUCAGCAGUGGUUAUCAUAUCUUGAAAAUGGAGUUUGGUGGCCCUCGGAGGAUGGGAAUUAUGGAUAUUAUAUGUUUCAUGAUGGUCAGUAUAUAUACUCUUUCCUCACUGAUUCUACUGGGCAGUAUGUAUAUUUAUUUAUACCUGAUUAUUAUCAUGAAUAUUUGAACUAUAAUUUACAAACAGAUGCUCUCCCAAGCAUUGUGUUAGAUGACAACACUAUUUCUGCCCAUAGUCUUCAAGUUCUUGACAAGGAAGAUAAUUUACUAUGGUAUGUUGAAGAAGAACCAAUUGAAGACCCUCUUGACUUAUCUGUAACUUUGCCAAGAAAUGAGAGGUCAUUGUAUGUAAAUCUAGAAACCGUUUCUCAAGUAUUUGAGUCAAGUUUUGACCAAAGGGAUAAGCCAUUAGAUUUUUCAGGCUAUAAUUCUCAAAAGUUUAAAAGAGAUUUUAGAUCUUUCAUAGGGAGACCCUAUUGUUCAGAAGAUCUUGAGUGUAUAUUGGAUCUUAGAAACAAGCCUGGAACUAUGAGCAAUCAUUCCUUAAAUGGAGGCACAAUUAUACAGAGAGAGAUGAACUGGACUUUGCCUAAAAAGUCAUCAGCUCACCUUUCCAGGUUCCAUUUCCAUCAGUCAUCUUCUGAAGAACCUUCCUCUUUAAUUCAUCCCGAGAGUAUGACUGAAAGUUUACAAAAAGAAGAAACUCCACUAGUGAACAAACUGACACCUGUGUUUUCUAUUUUGGGCACCCUGAUUAGAAGUAGUUUGAAUUUUGACAAGAGUGAAUCUGUAGAUGGUUUGGUCAUACAGAAAACAGAUCAGCAAUCAGAGUUAUCUGAACCCAUACAUGAUAGUCUUCAGUCAUUAAUCUUGAGUAAGCAAUUAUCAUGCCACUCCAUAAAGGAGGAUGAAAGUCAUCCUGAGGAUUUGGAGAGGCAGAUGGUAUACAGUGUUCAGCAACCAGAGUUUACUGACAGUAUAAAGCAAGAAUUCUCUUUACAUAAAAAUGAUCACAUGGAUAAAGGAAGUUUAUUAAAAGCUGGUUUUCAAGUAAGCCAAACAACUCUUAAAGCUAAGACAGAUGUAGAAGAUGUUAAAAUUAUUACAGCAAAGUCCAUUGUAGAUCCUCUUGCACCACAGCUUAGUAAAGAUGAACAUAAGAAUUGUGAACUUCUGCAAGACCAGUCUUCCAAAGAAUCUGAGAAAACUUUGCUUACAAGUGCGCUGAGACUCUUUGGUUGGGAAGAAGGACCAUCAGUAAGUACCGUAACAAGUGAGAAACCAGCAUCUGGAAUUCUGAACCUCUUUAAAACCCGGGUGAAUAAGGAAGAAUCACCAGACUUGGAAAAGAUUGGUGAUAAAGGUGGAGCGAUUUCAUCUCAGGAAAAGAAGGAAUCUUCUGGUGUUGCAAAUUUUUUUGGAACCCUUGGCGAUUUCUUUAAAACCAAUGUGUCUCCCACGCAGACAACUGAAAAUAAGUCUGUUUCUUUAGUGACUGAUGAGGAUGAAGGAAGGUCAAGUCCUAACCCUUUACAUCUAGUGCAUCAGGAUACAGGAAAUUUUCCUCCAUUACCAGUCCCCUCAAAAAAGAAGGUUAGAAUUAGAAGUCUGACCAAACAGACCACUAUUGAUGACAGUGGGCUGAGAGAGCCAUUAACCAGGGAGAUGCAGAGUAAUGGUUUGAAUGAAAAAGAGGAACCUGUCAGAGACCACCAGGCAAAGCAAUCAACAAGUCCACCUGUCUCAACAGGUCGUUCCAAAGAGUCUCCCAGAGACUCUUCAAAAGGAACUGGUGCCGUAUCUACAGGAACAGAAGUUCCAAGAAAUAAUAAGUCUUUUGAUGCUCUGAGUAGAAGAAAUACAAGUGAACAAGAUAAUUUUCCUAACCAAGAAUGGAAAUUUCCAACUGCUACACCUGCAGCCCAGCAAGAAUUGCCAUCCAGGAGGAAUAUAUUUUCUUUCUUAACUGGAUCUGAAAAAUCUGAGAACAAAGCCUCUGCAGCUCUCCCAAGGGCCAGAUCUCAAGCAGAAGGGCUGUUCACUCUUCCUUCCUUUCUCUCCACAGCUAGCUUAAGCACCAAGAAGGAUGCCUCUCGCAGCAGCUCUGCUUUCAGUUUGUUUAACUUGUCUUUUUUGGAGGAGAAGCAGCAGCCCUCUGAGGAGAAGCAAAGCCUCUCAGCUAUUGCUCCAGUAACUGCCCAGCCUUGUAGGAGGCCAGUAGUUUCUGUAGACACAGGAGAUGUUAUGACAAAGGAAGAUUCUACUGCUCAUAAAGAAAGCAUAGUCCACCCAGUAGUUUAUGAAGAACAGAUGGCUCCUGGUGUAUCCACUAACAGCACCACUGAGCUUACUACCUCCCUUGUUGACAAGUUCCAUAUAGAGAAAACCCAGGAAAAAAUGAGUUCCAGUAAAGGAGGAGCAGAAGGAGCAACUGCUUUUGAUUUUCAGGUGAAUCAGUUGCCAGCCAGUGUUGUUCCUCUUUUACCAGAACUUCAGGAACAAGCCCUGGGGGUAGCUCCUCAGGAAGAGGAGGCUUUCCACCAGGACACCUCCUCCAGGGACUUGGCAGCUGAGGCUUUUCCUCAUGACAAUGGUUUGAAUGAGAAGCUCAAUGAUCUAGAUGUUUGUACUGAACACCAAAAGGAAAGAUUUACCAGCGGCUUAUUGAACUUGCCUUUGGAACAUGGCUGCUCUGACAGUCUUUCAACACAGAUCCUGGAUUUACCGUCUGCUUCUCCAGACCCAGGGCAUACAGGGCUUCUACAGAACCAAGAUGCAGAUCAAUUAGAAGACAGAUCAGUAUUAGGCUCCAAAGUAGAAAUGAUUUCAGGGUUUGUGACCAAAGUAAAAUCCUUUUCUGGGUCCUUAAUUGAACAGCCUAAGACUUUUUCUGGACUUUUUUCUACUCCUAAAUCUCCAAAGAGAAAUUCCUUUUUUUCCUUUUCCUCUGCUGCAUCAUCUCAGCCCCUCAAAAGUGAGCUGUUUGGAAUUUUCAGAAGUCCCAAACCAGAAACAAAUAAGCAAGAACCAUCUGUGAGUACUUCAUGCUUUCAGAGUGGUUCUUCCAGAGACCCUGUAGGAUCAGUUCUUCCAAAAAGCUUGCCUGGAGAGGCUGCCUGUGCAGGACUCAAUUCAGAGUCUGCUUUCAGUGCCUGUAGCAUAACUGUGGUUGAUGCAAAGUCAGAAUCAGAUCCAUUGACAGAUGACCCUAAACUCAUACCUGAAAUGGAGAAAAAUAUUCCCGAGAGUAUUUCAGAACCCCCAUGUUUUGAAGUACUUGCUACUACAUCUUCUGUCUCAGAGGAUGAUAUGGGACAAGGAAUAUUAUCUUUGAGUGAUGAAGGAGACAUGGGGCUUUUGCAGGGCACAGACACAGAGGCCUCACUGGAAGCAGAGCACAUUCUUCUUCCAACACAGCUACAGUCAGAUCCUGCCUGUAUUGCUGAAGAGCUUCCCCCUUCAAGCCAACCACUUCUUGAACUCGAGCCAGAGCCAGAGCCAGAGCCAGAGCCAGAGCCAGAGUCAGAGCCAGAGCCAGAGCCAGAGCCAGAGCCAGAGCCAGAGCCAGAGCUUCUGACGGCCAGCACAAAUCAGGAGUUCUUUGGGCUUGUAACCACUUCUGUAGAAACUAGUACUUCACUGUUUGAUGAGGCAGGAGCCAGUGAGAAUACCACACUAGAAACACAAGGAUAUCAUUCCUGUCCUUUGCAAGAGGAACCUGUGCUUUGUCCCAAAGAAAGUUCUAGUAUACAUCAUGCCCCAAAAGAUCCACCUGUAGCCCCCCAGCAAACAGAGCAGACAAGACCUCAUUUUGAGAUCCCAAAUAUGGCUAGUUGGCCAAAGCUUCACUUCCCAUCCACUCCUGACCAUGGGAAAACACUGAGUUCAAUCUUUAACCCCUCUAGCUCCUCUGGUAACAUGGCAGUAGAGACUGGCUUAAUGUCAGGCUUUAAGAAGUUGUCUACUCUCUUUGAAGGAGCUAGUGAGGGGAAAGGAGUUAUCCUAGGAAAUGAUCCAAAACUGGUUUUUGGAAAGAAACUGGAUCUUUCUUUUCCAUGGUCAAAAGAGAAUAAAGGAGACCCAGAGCAGAUGCCUGCAAAGCCAUCUCCAGUUUUGGUUGUUAGUGAUGAUCAGGACCUUAUCAUCAGCAAGGCUAACAAAAUUUCAGAGUCUUCUCAAGUACCUAGUGGUAGUCCUAAGUCAGCUAACAUCUGUACUCAGCCCUCUGGGACCACAGAACAGUUGGUGGCCAAGCCAAGUGACUGUGCUCAUGAGCUUUCAAAGUCUGGUGAAGUGGAAAGGCAGCUGGAAGUUUCAGCAUCUGAAGAACACUGGGGUGAAGACAGCAACCUGUCUGGAUCUGCCUGUCCUUCAGAGAAGCACAAGGAAGAACACUGUGCUCAGCCAGCAAAGCAAGAAGAGAUGUCUGCUAGCACUGGCUCUGUUUUGAAUGUGGGGCAGCUAGUCAUUCCAGAGGAUGUCAAGGAAACAGUGACCAACAAAAGGCCGGUUCUCCACUCAGGCAUCAUAAAUGGUUUUCAGGAAUUGACCAUUUAUGAUGAAAUUGAUUAGUAGUAGAUUGUCAUAGCUUGCUUCAGUCCAUCCCAUGCCUUUCCUAGCAUCUGAGCUUCAUGUUAAUUAGGGGCUAAAUGACAAAAACAAAAGUAUGGGUAUUUUCACUCUCUCCCUUUUCUAAUGUUGAGUAGAAUUCAUUUAGUGGACAAGGAGCAUCUAGCUUGAAAAGAGUAUUUACAUAGGCUGGUUUGUUCAGGAGCAGGGAAGACAAGAGAAGGCAGCAAGUAUUUAAGGGCUAUCUAUUCUAAGUAUAUAAUCAGAAUGCUUUCUUAGGUCUUAGACACUUGUAGUAUAGUAGAUGGGAAUACUUGUAGUUUGCUGUGGUUUUCCAAGUCUUCUAAGAUGUCUCCCCAGUGGCUGUGAGGCUGUAAAGUAAAAUACAAAUUGCAAAGAAUGACGUAGGAUCAUCUGUAUUCUAUAUCCUGUUCCACAUGGAUUUGUAAGACUUCUUCAAGGGUCUCUAAUACAGACUCUCGCAGUGCUGUGGACUGAACAGCUAUAACAAAGGAUAAGCUGGGUUGCCAUGAUACUUUACUCAAAGCUGAAGGUCUUUUGCUGCUGCUCUUUCAUCUGGAGCGCUGAACAAGGUCUAUCUGUAGAGGUUGUUAUUACUGCCCCUGAUUAUAGAAACUACACAGGAUAGCUUAAAGAUGCUACUUUGACCUCUGGCCCAAACAUAGAUCUACUUAGAAUAGUGAAGAGAGAGAGAGAGACCACAUGAGAGCUACUCAGACAUUGACCUGAUACAUGUUCUGCUAAAUGGACUGAAGAAUCAGAAAUCAGCCUGAAAAUAGCACGUAAUUUAGAAUUAUUUCUUCAGGUAACAACAACGCUCUCUCUUAAUCUGUCCAAAGGUAAAUAUAAGACCUUAAGUUAAAGACUAGACUUUGGCCAAAACAAAACAAAACCAACUCUCUUUGCAUAAAAGCUUUCCAGAAGGAUACCUGCUAUUAAGAAAAUGAAAGGAUUAAUAGCUCACCACCAAGUCCUUCCAGCUUCAUAAAACUGAAUCCUUUAGAAGAUGAGCUUCAGGAUUCCAGGGGUACCUUGAUACUAUUAUCACUCUGCCUUCCCUGCCACUAUCACAGUUUCUCUCUGCUACAACUGCUAGCUCUCACAGCUGGGAACAUUUCUUUCUGUGCACUGGCCUCACAUCAUAUACAGAAAUAACUUUCAUCCUGAUCCAGAGGAGUUGGACUUAAUUCACUUUAUGCAUAACUGAACCUUGAUCUGAGAGAAACUCAGCUACAAUGGGUAGAUAUAUCUUGGGGAUAUUUCCCAUGCCUCCAAGGGUAUCACUAUUGCAUUUGUGUUCCUGAAACCUGUGGAAUUCCUCUGCAGAAUUUCUUAAUCCUGGUCUUCAUCUAGUGACUUCCAUACUUUACCCUGUAGACUGAAGGAACACGUCUUUCUGCUUUGCUAAGGCACAGGCACACACAUUUGUAACUGUAGAGGAAGCAAUACGGACUUCUCUUUAGUAAAGAAUAGAAGGGUGAGGCUCAUUUUCUUCACUAUGUGGAAUUUGGAAAACUUUAACCACAGCCACUGGAAAGUUUCUUUAGAAGAAACUGAGUGAAGAAGUUUAUAAAUAUGCAAAAGGCCAGUCUCUUCAUUGUUCUGACAGGAAGCAAUUAGGUAAAAUAGUUUCUGAAGUCAGGCCCGAGGUUCAGUGGUGACAGAGGCUUAGCAUGUUGCCCUUUUCCCUUUUGUGGUUGACUAGACCAAGUUUUCUAGAUUGAAAUGUUUGUCCUCGCUUCCUAGGAACCUCCUGUGUAUGAUUAUUCCUGUCCCAUGCAAUUAUUAGUUCCCGGGUAUGUCUGUAUUUGUGUUCCUGUCCUUGGUUUGUGUUUAUUUACUAAUUUGCUUUCUUUUCAC